AUGGGCAAGAAGAAGCGCGGACACCCCGACGUCGAGGACGUCCUCUCUCGGCCGUGGUGCUACUACUGCGAACGUGACUUUGAAGACUUGAAGCUUCUCAUCUCCCAUCAGAAGGCCAAGCACUUUAAGUGUGAUAGAUGCGGUCGCCGCCUGAACACUGCUGGAGGUCUCUCCGUCCAUCUGAACCAAGUACACAAGGAAACGCUUACCCAAGUCGAGAAUGCGCUACCGAACCGACAAGGUCUGGAUGUUGAGAUCUUUGGCAUGGAAGGUAUUCCCCAAGACAUCUUGGAUCAGCACAGAAACCGCAUCAUCCAGAACUUCUACCAGGCGCAAGAGGAUCGUCGCAUUGCGACCGGUAACCCGUUGCCUGGCCAAUCUAAGCAGCCGAGAAAGAAGCUCAAGGUCGAGACCCCCGAGGAGCUCAAGGCGCGACUUGCUGAGCAUCGGGCAAAGCUAUCCUCCGGACAGGCUACGGGAACCAGCGGCAGUCCCGCCAACGGCGCGCCCGCAAGCGCAAGUCCUGGUGCAUUUAACAACUCCCCCUACCCCCCACCUCAAGCACCAUACGGCGCUACUCCCGAUCAGACGCAGUACCCGCAACAGGGCUACCCAUCUGGCAACUACAACGGCUUCUCUCCGUCAUCUCUCCCGGCGAGACCAUCAAGUGGCUUGCAGGCGACACCUGGCCUUCCCCAAAGGCCACCUCAGUAUGGGGGCCAGUUCUGGAAUGGCGCCGGUGCUCCUCAGUACCCAGGCGCGUCGACUGUCGAUGAGCUUGUCUCGGGUGCCGCACAACAUGGUGAUGAGAUUGAUGAGCUUAUCCGCAGGGCCGAGUCGGGCAUAAAAGCACCCAAGAAGCCCGAAGACGAGGAAGAAGCCGCAGGAGACAAGAAGUCAAAGAAGGACAAGGAAAAGAACGUCAGGAUGGUAUACGCCGACACCGAGGUCAGUCCAGAAGAACGGAUGGCGCAACUGCCAAAGUACGCCUGGGCGCCGCCCGCAUCAUGA
This is a messenger RNA of Colletotrichum truncatum, 1011 nucleotides long. RefSeq lists its product as uncharacterized. Gene Ontology annotation, cellular component: nucleus. Lineage: Eukaryota; Fungi; Ascomycota; Sordariomycetes; Glomerellales; Glomerellaceae. The record is from RefSeq and is a predicted model, not a curated record. Gene Ontology annotation, molecular function: DNA binding.